Molecule: messenger RNA, 1189 nt
Organism: Onthophagus taurus
Lineage: Eukaryota; Metazoa; Arthropoda; Insecta; Coleoptera; Scarabaeidae
Product: Vacuolar protein sorting 37A
Biological process (GO): ubiquitin-dependent protein catabolic process via the multivesicular body sorting pathway; protein targeting to vacuole; protein targeting to membrane
Cellular component (GO): ESCRT I complex
Source: RefSeq, a predicted model, not a curated record
CACAAUUUAACUGUCAAAUCUGACGUAUCAAAAAAAAACGUAUUUAAACAUUACAAAAAUCGAACCAAAUGCUAAUUUUCCGCCCGUGUGAUGUUAUCGAGGGUGUACAGGACUGAAUCUGAGAUAAGAAAACGUCAGAUAAAUACUUUAAAGGUGUUCAAUGACAAUGUAAAUGAAAUUAAUGAAGGUAACGAAUAUCAGGUAUCAUUUCAAGCUGGAGGGAAUGAUUUUUCUUUAGUCAUAAGCCUUACAGCCGAUUUUCCCAAUGAAAAACCGAUACUAAAAAUUAUCCCUUUUGUGGUUCAUCCUUGGGUUAACGGUGAUGGUGAAAUAACAUCAGCACCGGGAUUAUUAAAUUUCACGGUUCAUUCUGAUUUGGGACGAGUCGUGCAGGCUGUUAUAAGAGAAUUUGAACGUAAUCCCCCUCCUUUGGUUUCUGAACAACUAAAUAAUAGUAAUAUUACAUCUCCAACAGUUCCUAUGGGAGAAAUAGAUAAUAUGGGUAGAGUGAGUCCUAAUUACCAUUUAAAUUACGUAAAUAGACUUAGUUUUUCACCCCCUACUUCAUCCGGAUUUCAAACUAUCGCGUUUCCUGAAUUAAACAAUUUAAGUUUGGACGAGUUGCAGUUUUUAAAUGAAAAUGAAGAUAGAUUGGAGGAGUUUUUGGAAAAUUUACCUCAAAUGAAAGAGAUGAAUCGACGUUUAGAUGAUACAAUAUUAAAUGUUGAAGAAAUGGCAGAUUCUAAUUUAAGUAAAGAAGAACAAUUAGUGAACCUACAAAAAGGUAUUGAUGAAAGAAUAGAAGAAGUAACUAAGUUAGCAUUUGAAAAUGAACGAUUAAAUGUUAAGUAUCAAAGUUUAUCUGAUAAGUAUUCACCAAGAAAUAUUCAGGAAGAAUUAAAAUUGGCUGCAGAACAAUCUGAACGAGAUACUGAGAAAAUAGCCGAAUCAUUUUUAAAAGGUGAAAUGGACGUUGAUAAAUUUGUCACUCUUUUUAUGCAAUCAAGAGCUUUAACUCAAAUGAGAAAAACUAAGGAAGAAAAAUUAUCUCAACAGCUUGAAAGUUUAGAAAGGGCUGGCUUUUAAAAAUUAUUUUUUAGUAUUUUUCCGCUUUACAACUGUGAUUUAAUCUUGUUCUUUUAUUUUCGAUAUUAUAAGUUCUGUUUAUUCAUUUUUUUUUCUGAUAUAU